Cheilinus undulatus (humphead wrasse) is the source of this 4100-nucleotide messenger RNA. It is a transcript of the gene ecd, whose product is annotated as ecdysoneless homolog (Drosophila). Lineage: Eukaryota; Metazoa; Chordata; Actinopteri; Labriformes; Labridae. Gene Ontology annotation, cellular component: nucleus. The coding region runs from base 101 to 2107 and encodes 668 amino acids. The transcript is spliced from 14 exons. The record is from RefSeq and is a predicted model, not a curated record.
UGAAAUUCCCAGACGGAGCUAAACAGUGGCAGAUGGCGUGAGAGCAACGUACAGACUAUACUAGAAGUAUUUUCUUGCCAAAGAUCUCUAACAUCUUACAAUGGACGAGCUGCGGAGGAAAGUGAUUCAGGAGGACACGGUUAUGUACAAACUUUUCUCGAUCAAGCCAGCAGCAUCAUCUUCACAGCAGACUGAGGAGCAUCUGUCACGUCUUGUAGAGGAGAUUUUGGCUAAGGUUGCUCCCCUUUUGGUACAGUACAUCUGGCACCAUCAGCCCUUCAACCUCAGAUAUCAUCCUGAGAAAGAUAAUGUUCCUGCUUACAUUGGAGGUAGUGCUCAGUUUGGAGACAAUGUGGAGGACGAGUGGUUUAUUGUUUACAUACUACAGCAGAUCACACGGACCUUUCCGCAUCUCACUGCUAGUGUUCAGGAUAAUGAUGGGGAGUUUCUUCUGAUUGAAGCAGCAGACUAUCUUCCAAAGUGGUUGAAUCCUGACACCAGUGAAAACAGGGUCUUCCUCUAUAGGGGAGAGUUACAUAUUCUGCCCUGUCCCUCUAAAUCCUGUUCAGUGGGGAUCUCAAAAGAUGUGGUACCAAGUGUGCCAGAAGCUUUAGCACUUCUCUCCUCUCACCCAGAAGCCUGUCAGGCAAAUACCAAGAUUUGUUCGGCCCUGAGGAAACGACUAGAAGGGUACCCUGAGAAAAUUCAAACCAGCCUCCAUCGUGCUCACUGCUUCAUUCCUGCAGGUGUCGCAACAGUUUUAGCACAGCGACCAGACCUGGUUGCCCCUGCUGUUUCAGCAUUUUACCUGCGUGAUCCAGUCGAUCUGCAAGCAUGUCGAAGCUUUAAGAACUUUCCUCCUGAUACACGAGUCCUCACCUCGGUGAUGUUCACUCGUUGCCUGUAUGCUCAGCUGCAGCAGCAACAAUUCACCCCGGACCAGAGGAGUGGCUUCACCCUGCCUCCUCACUCUCAUUCGCAGUACAAGGCUCAUGAGCUCGGCAUGAAGCUGGCCCAUGGUUUUGAGAUCCUGUGCUCCAAGUGCAGGCUGCCGUCUUCAGAGCCUGAUUCCCCCAUCAGCUGUAACCCUCAGUGGAAAGGCUUCAUGGGCAGUCUAAAGAGAAAUGGCUACUUUCGGGAUGAACUGGAGGGUUCAGCCCGUUUCAAAGAACUGGUCAAAUCUGCUGAAAACUUCUUCAAACAAUCUGUCAUCUCAAAAUCCAGUGCCUCAUCCCCAGGUGAGGAAGUUCUCCAGCUGCUGCACAGCUGCAAGCCAUUCGACUUGGAAGAGCUGAGGAAACAAGAGUCAGAGCUCCCCCCAGAGGACAGUGAUAGCUGGCUGGAUAUCACAGCACAGGAUUUGGAGCGCAUGAUGCAGGAGAAGAGUGGGGGCAGAGCUGAUGUUGGCAGCCAGAAGUCCAGCUCUACCACACAAAAGCAGCAUGUCCGCAGUGCAGAGGAGGUAGGGAGGAAGAGUUUGGACAGGAGGGAGGAAGAGGAGGAGGCAGGUUACAGCCUGGUAGCUGUCAGUCAGGGGAUGAAGAAGUUCCUCAACGCCAUGUCAUCUCAUGAGGGAGCUGAACUGCCCUGGAGCAGUUCAACCCAGCCCUUUAGUUUUGACCCUGACUCCAUGGCAACUGCGCUGGACAGAUUACUGGGUGGCAAAGAAGAAGAAGAGCUUGAUUCAGAUGAUCUCGAAGAAGAAGAGGAAGAUGAUGAUGAUGCUGAAGAGGAAGAAGAAACGACAGAAGGGUCCAUUGGUCAGGCAGAGUUGAACGGGACAGAGACUCUGGACAGUCUCAAGAGAUACAUGGACCAAAUGGAUCAGGAGCUGAUGGGCACGAAUAUUGGACAAAGCUUCAAUGCGACAAAUCACAGAAAGACAAGCUUCGACAAAAGUUCCACACAUCCCUCCACAAAAGGCAAUUUGCCAACACUAGAGGGAGUUGAAGACACAGUGGAGGAGUUUCAGCCGCUCGAUGUCGAUCUCAAUCUGGUCACGAACCUGCUGGAGUCCCUCAGCUGCCAGGAGGGACUGGCUGGCCCGGCUUCGAACCUGCUGCAGAGUCUGGGACUACAUUUACCACCAAACUCGGACCCCUCAUAAAGUACAGGAGGUAGACUUGGUUAACUAGACUCAUAUUUAACUAGACUCAUAUUACUAUAUCAUCUGACUUUAAACUAAAAUGUGAAAUUUACUUUAGAGGUUUUAUUCAGAACAAAAUGGUUUGCAUGAUUUCAGUUUUUAUCAACAAAAACAUUAUCUGCACUGUGAAGAUGUAUUUUCCUACACCAAAAACUAGCUGUAAAAAUAAGUGCUUUGUAAUUUAAAAUUCAUAUUACACAUACAAAAAAAAAACAGGUAAAUCACACACAUAUAUGCACAAAAUAAUCUGAAGCCAUUAAAAAAAUACAGGUACAUUAAACACACCAUAAUAACAUACCAUUAAUUAUUUAAAGAUUUCUCAAGACAUUUCUCCUGUAGAUAGUUUCAUAUUUGGGAUACACAAAUUUCACUUUUGUUAAUUUCAUGUUUUAUGGCGGUGUAAAAAAAGACAUUUCUCAUCAUGUUCCAGUGUAGAUACAGAUUAUUCCUCUGUCUGUUUUGUCAUGAAACUUAGUCUGCAUUAGAUUUUUUCAACUUCAAUAAUGCUGCAAACAGAAGUCUUUUACAGUUACGAACAUCUUUGUGUGGCAACAUCAGAGCUCUGAGGACCAGUAAAACUGGUGCCAUAAUGCAGAUUUUAUAACACAAAAAGUUUUGUGUCUCAUCAUAUCCAUGUAUAUUAAAAUCUAAGUGCCAAACUCAGCAGCACGUUGUGUUAGGAGAGAUUAAAUACAUGCUGCUCUGUGUAUUUCUGGUGAUUUUAUUGCACUUAAAUUCAGUUGUUUGAAAAGUAAUAAAUAUUUUUGCACAAAAGGUAUAUGUUGGUGUAUUAUCAGUUUUUAAAUGCAUUUUUUUUUUUACAUCUUUAUGCCAAAUCAUCAGAUUUUUGGACCAAAUUAACACUGAUGUAGAGAAACAAAGUGUCUUCUAUUUUACACAAAUAUUGCCACAUAGAUUAAUAAAAGAAAAUGUAACAAUAUACAGUGAAUAUUCUUACAUUAAAAUUGAUUAACCUUCAUAUCCUGAAAAAAAGUUAGCACAGUUUAACCUUUUUCCUCGUUGCAUUCCUUUCUCAUCUGACUAACUUCAGCAGUCAGUGUCAUUCAAGGGCAAUUUCUACAAACGUCUGGUUAAAGAUUCAUUCAGUCAGCAGUCUGGGCUUAAAUAUUUUUAGAGCUUUUACUGAAAGCUGAACAGUUUGUGUCCAGAACAAAAUAAAAUCAACAGCAGUUGUAGAAGAAGUGCUCAGAUCACUGAGUUAAGGUAGUGUGUUAGAGGAAGGUGCAGUCUAAGCAUCAAAAUGUAUAUAUACAGUAGAUACUCAAAGCAAAAGUAUUCAUUAUGUAGGAAAAUGUUUCUCACAGCAUCUUAAAAAAUACUUCUUUUCAAAUUAAAUACUGAAUAUGUUUUAGAACAAAAUUAAAUUCAAAUUUUAAAAAAUCGUUAAAAAUACUACCUAUAUAUUUGACACCUGCUGACAACUGACAGCGGACUCCACUGACAUGAUAUUAUGAAGUAACUUGCCUCAGAUCAUGUGAGGAAUUUAAACUUGUUUCACAAAGAAUAAAAGACUAUGACUGGUGGGUAUGAAGUACUAAACAGUCAAUAUUAUCUACAAAAGCUGCAUGUAUGGCUGCACCACCUGCCUCGCUGAGUGGAGCAGUGCAGCAGCGAGCGGUGACACACACAUAGCCGAUACAGUGACCAUGAAGUUGAGCACCAUCCCCAGCAAGAGGAUAGCGAGCAGGUAUCCAUGAAAGAGCAAACUGUGCCAGCUGCUUCUACUCAGCACAUGCCAGGGGCUGUUAGGGUGAAUCAGCCACAGGAGGCCCAGCAGCCAGAACUGGUUCACCAGCUGGGUGUAGUAAAUGUCAAAAACAGAGGCUUGGGAAUCAGUAGGGAGGCGGCGCUCAGUUUCCGACACUUUCGCCAGCCACGUGAGAGAGAGGCUGUGGAGGAGUAAAGCCAGAGGUGCAUACAUGUACGCCAGGGG